Messenger RNA from Python bivittatus (Burmese python), 2265 nucleotides. RefSeq names its product BCL2 interacting protein 1 (gene BNIP1). Gene Ontology annotation, cellular component: SNARE complex; endoplasmic reticulum. Gene Ontology annotation, molecular function: SNAP receptor activity. Gene Ontology annotation, biological process: retrograde vesicle-mediated transport, Golgi to endoplasmic reticulum. The record is from RefSeq and is a predicted model, not a curated record. NCBI's taxonomy places the organism in Eukaryota, Metazoa, Chordata, Lepidosauria, Squamata, Pythonidae.
CCCAAGAUGGCGGCUGCCGGUGACGUGCCGGUCCGGGUCUGCAACCAGGAGAUUGUCAAAUUCGACCUGGAGAUUAAAGCCGCCGUGCAGGAUAUCCGGGAUUGUAUAGGACCUGUAAGCGUGCUUACAGAAUUGAAUGCCAAAGUAAAAGAAAAGUUCCAGCAUUUACGUCUUAGAAUACAGGAGCUUGAACAGAUGGCUAAGGAGCAAGAUAAAGAAUCAGAAAAACAAGUAUUACUCCAAGAAGUAGAGAACCAUAAAAAGCAAAUGCUCAGCAAUCAGACAGCUUGGCGAAAGGCAAACCUAGCUUGCAAAAUUGCUAUUGACAAUUCUGAGAAAGAUGAAUUGCUGCGAGGGGGAGAUCCUUUACGACAAAGAAAAUCUACUAAGGAAAGUUUGGCAGAGGGGGCAAGUAACAUCACAGAGAGUCUGAUGGGAAUUAGCAGAAUGAUGUCUCAGCAGGUUCGGCAAAGUGAGGAAACCAUGCAGUCGCUAGUUAAUUCUUCACGAACCAUCUUGGAUGCCAACGAGGAGUUUAAAUCCAUGUCUGGAACAAUACAGCUGGGCCGAAAGCUUAUUACAAAAUAUAAUCGCAGGGAGCUGACUGAUAAAUUGCUCAUCUUUCUUGCCUUGGCCUUGUUUUUGGCCACUGUGCUUUACAUCCUGAAAAAAAGACUAUUUCCCUUUUUGUAAUAUUUUCAGGUGAGAGGAAGAAGCAUGACUGCAAGGAAAAAAGGAGAUACAUUGCAAAAAGAGUUCUGACAGGAGACCCUUCUGUCAGACAGAACUAUCAUACAAGCAGCAGGUUAGAACAAGGAAGAGGAAAAAGUAGGCAUGUUUGCUCUGAGGCUGGAGGGAUACAUCACUAGGCAUAUUCUGUGAGGCAUAUUCCAGUGUCUCCCAUCUUUGGCCUGAAAUACAUUUCUGAUUCUUUCCUCAGUUCAGUACAGAACUGAGAGGACUGGGAGAAUACUAUAAACAUAUAUUAGAUAUAUUGUAUAUUAUACCUUUAGUAAAGUACAUGUGAAUGCCAGUGCUGCAAAAAUCUUAUAAAUUAAAGGAUGCAAAGUGUGUAAGUCUUAUUAAUGGUCCUUUUUGAAUUAUAAAAAUGACCUUUUCCUCAGAUUGUCUCCAGAAAAAGCAAUGAGGCAAAUCCCCAAAUCUCUGUUUAAUUGACGGGUCCAUAUUAUUUGUUUAUCUGUUUCUCUUGCCAGUGAUAUUUAGAUGGAUUCCGUUGCUUCAUCGCAGUGUACGGUUUUGAUGCCUCAUGUUGAUCAAAUCAUUUAUUUGGGAUAGCAGUCUCAUUUCUUGGAUGUCUUUUUAACAUAAGGCUAAAGGUAUAUUAUAAGAUUCCAUCUCUUCCUGUGGACACAACUAUACCAUCACAGGGUAGUAUGCAUGCAAGGAGCAUUACAGAGUUCUUCCUCUCAGCGCACACAGUUAUUUUCUAGGUCCAAAGUUGCACAUCAAGGCUGUCCUCAUCAAGCAAGAGCAGGGCGCAGACUUGGGUUUUAUUCACUGCUGGCUCUUAUGAGAGAUGGCAAAGGAUCCUAGGAAGAAGCCUUACCCCAGACAAUUUGCUGCAAGAAAGGCAACCGUACUGUCUUCUGAUAUUUGCUUGUAUGGCAAAAUGAAGAAAUCUGAGUGAGCUGAAGGGGUUGGGAUAGUGAUGUUGAAAGAAUCAAGGGGAUCUAUAGUCAACUCCAAAUAAUGAUGUUUUUAAAUGGUAACUUUUCAUUCUGAAACAUUUUUCAGCAUUACUUUCUACAAACACACUGAAGAGCAUUUUUUUGUAAUUAAUGUUUUCUUGUGGGACGUUUAUGUAUGUUAAUAAUAAGCACAAAUUAUAAAAACAUUCCUUAAUUUUCUAGAAUGUUUAACCUGUUAUAAACUUUGUGCUUAAACACAAGAGUUCUUUUUUCCCUGUAAUGCACCUGUGGGUAGCUGAAAAUUAUUCUCUUAAUGUCCAGUUAAACAUUCAGUGCUGCUUCCUGUUGCCCCAGCUAAAAUGCCAGAAGCAAAGAACUGUCAUAGAGUCAGACAAUUUUGGGUUCUUUCUCUUGCAAUUCAUUUCAAUUCCUCUUCUGGUUUUCAUGCAAGGAACUGUCCCUUUCUUAGAAUCCAGCUAUUUAUCAUGUAAGUGUCUGAUCUUGGAUUGUCAAAAACAGGAUUUUGGUGGAGAUGUAAUAAGAAUAAUGCUUCUUUAAAACAUAUGUUUGUACAGUGUUGUCUGGAGGUUGAGUCACGGCAACUGGACUUCUUUUC